This is a messenger RNA of Gastrolobium bilobum, 399 nucleotides long. Its product is annotated as glutaredoxin-C9-like. The record is from RefSeq and is a predicted model, not a curated record. The coding region runs from base 1 to 399 and encodes 132 amino acids. The transcript has a single exon. NCBI's taxonomy places the organism in Eukaryota, Viridiplantae, Streptophyta, Magnoliopsida, Fabales, Fabaceae.
AUGGAAAUGGAAGCACCACCACAACAGCCACUGCCACCACUAGCCCAACCACCACCUCCACCUUUGGAACUUGACAACAAGAGACCUUAUGAGAUGGUGCAUCACUUGGCGUCAUGCAACGCCGUCGUGGUCUUCAGCAUGAGUGACUGUUGCAUGUCCACCGUCGCCAAACGCCUCCUCUUUAGCCUCGGCGUUGGCCCUACCGUCGUGGAGCUCGACGAGCAAGACAACGGUCCUGGCAUCCAGGCCGUCCUUUACCAGCUUGCCGGAGCACAUCAGCCCGUCCCCGCUGUCUUCAUCGGCGGUAAGUUCCUCGGUGGGGUCCAGACCCUCAUGGCCAGCCACAUUAACGGAACCCUCGUUCCUCUCCUCAAGGAAGCUGGAGCUCUAUGGCUCUAA